UUGUCACCAGGAACUACUCCACCCUCAUCGCUUUCGCCGUCGGUGGCCAGUUCCAGCCCGGGAAUGGUUUCAGCUUGCUGGGGGCCCACACCGACAGCCCCUGUCUCAGGGUGAAGCAGCGCUCGAAGCGAGGACAAGUAGGCAUCAUGCAGGUCGGUGUGGAGACCUAUGGAGGGGGCAUCUGGAACACCUGGUUUGACCGGGACCUCACUGUGGCCGGGAGGGUGAUCAUAAAGGACCCGGCCACGGGGCGCCUGGAGCAGCGCCUGGUACGUGUGGAGCGGCCCGUCCUCCGCAUUCCCCACCUGGCCAUCCAUCUGCAGCGGAGCAUCAAUGAGAACUUCGGGCCCAACACUGAGCACCACCUGGUUCCCAUUCUGGCCACUGCUGUGCAGGAGGAGCUGGAAAAGGAGGUGCUCAUGGAGGCCACCCCUUGUGAUGCCUCAGCCCAGGCAGAGCGGCACAGCCCUGUCCUGCUUUCUCUGCUCUGCCCCCAGCUGGGGGUGAAACCAGAGCAGAUCGUGGAGCUGGAACUAUGCCUGGCAGAUACGCAGCCAGCGACGCUGGGUGGUGCCUUCGAUGAGUUCAUCUUCUCCCCACGCCUGGACAACCUGCACAGCUGCUACUGCGCCCUGCAGGCCUUGAUCGACUCAUGCGCGGCUCCCUCCUCCCUCUCCCAGGAGCCCAAUGUGCGCCUCAUUGCGCUCUACGACAACGAGGAGGUAGGGUCGGAGAGUGCACAGGGCGCAGAGUCCCUGCUGACGGAGCUGGUGCUGCGCCGGAUCUCAGCAUCACCACAAAACCUGACAGCCUUCGAGGAGGCUGUGGCCAAGUCGUACAUGAUCAGUGCCGAUAUGGCCCACGCUGUGCACCCAAACUACGUGGACAAGCAUGAGGAGAAUCAUCGACCAGCCUUCCACAAGGGCCCUGUCAUCAAAGUGAACAGCAACCAGCGCUACGCCUCCACAGCUGUCACCGAGGCAGUCAUCCGGGACAUCGCCGCCCGCGUGGGUGUCCCUCUGCAGGAGUUCAUGGUGCGCAACGACACGCCCUGCGGCACCACCAUUGGCCCCAUUCUGGCCUCCCGCCUGGGGCUGCGUGUACUGGACAUUGGCUGCCCGCAGCUGGCCAUGCACUCCAUCCGAGAGAUGUGCUGCACCUCGGGGGUGCUCCAGAGCAUCACCCUCUUCAAGGCAUUCUUCGAGCUCCUGCCAACGGUCAGCAGCAGCCUGGUGGUUGACUGAGCACUGUGGGGAGGAAGCAUCUGUGGGUUCAGCCCUGGGGCCAUUAAAGCAUCUCUAUCUCAUCA
This is a messenger RNA of Mesitornis unicolor (brown roatelo), 1309 nucleotides long. It is a transcript of the gene DNPEP, whose product is annotated as aspartyl aminopeptidase. Gene Ontology annotation, molecular function: zinc ion binding; aminopeptidase activity. NCBI's taxonomy places the organism in Eukaryota, Metazoa, Chordata, Aves, Mesitornithiformes, Mesitornithidae. Gene Ontology annotation, biological process: proteolysis. The record is from RefSeq and is a predicted model, not a curated record. The transcript has 12 exons. Bases 147 to 1244 code for a protein of 365 amino acids.